AUGUCAAAAGUAACAGUGCAGGAUAUUGAAGCUGUGGACGACUAUUGGGGACCCACUUUCCGAUCCAUUUUAGAAGGAAAUAACACUGAAUCAAUUUCUGAACAAUUGGAGCAACGUAUACGUAGUCAUGAUAAGGAUAUUGAACGCAUCUGCAAUCUAUAUUACCAAGGAUUUAUAGAUUCAAUACAAGAAUUGUUGCAAGUGCGCACACAAGCUAAGCAACUUCAUGAAGAGGUUCAUACACUGGAUAGAUCGGUGCAGCAAAUAAGCGCAUCUGUGUUGCAGCAGGGGCAAGAUUUAGUGCGUGCUCGUCAAAUUGAAUCAAAUUUGGCAAGCGCUAUUGAUGCACUUCAAGCCUGUCUACCUGCACUUGAGUGCUAUAUUAAAUUUACCCAACAAGCAAACAAUAAGCAGUAUUAUCAAUCGUUACGCACUUUGGAAACUUUGGAAUCACAGCACUUGGUUGGAUUAAACAAUUAUCGUUUUGCCACUCAAAUUCGCCAAGCAAUACCGGUUAUUAAGGAAAAUAUAAGGCGAUCCGCUGAAGCAGACUUUCGAGAAUUCCUGGAAAACAUUCGAAAAUUUUCACCUAAAAUUGGGGAGGUGGCUAUUACGCAUACAAAAAAAUUGCAAAAACUGGAUAUCAACGCAAUUAUUGAGGAGCAUAAGCUAUUGCGACAGCAGGACAAUCGUGAUGAAGAAAAUAAUUUGAGUGCACAAGAUUUAAUAGAUUUCUCUCCAAUAUAUCGUUGUUUACACAUUUACAUGGUAUUAGGGCAGCGUGAGUAUUUUGAGAAGGAUUAUCGUCAACAACGACGCGAUCAGUCCAAGCUAGUUUUGCAACCACCACCGGGUAUGCACGAUAAUUUGGAGGCUUACAAAACUUAUAUUUGUGCUAUUGUCGGAUUUUUUAUUGUGGAAGAUCAUGUGAAAAAUACAGCAGGCGAUGUUGUAACAACCUCAUAUUUGGAGGAUUUAUGGUCCACAUCGUUAACGAAAUUUGUAAAUGAGAUUAGCAUGGCGUCAUCAUCUUGUACGGAUCCAAAUAUUUUGCUACGUAUAAAAAACUUAAUAAUGCUCUCUAUAAAUACUUUUAAAUGUUACGGAUACACAGUGAAUAUGCUAUUCGAGUGCCUUCAUAAUAUGCGUGAUCACUACAACGAGGUUUUGCUGCAACGUUGGGUUCACGUCUUUCGCGACAUAUUGGAUAAAGAGCAAUUUCAGCCCAUGAUCGUUGAAAAUCAGGAAGAAUAUGAGUCAAUUAUUGAACGCUUUCCAUUCCACUCGGAGCAAUUGGAAAAUGCGGCAUUUCCUAAGAAAUUUCCUUUUUCGCGUAUGGUACCUGAAGUCUAUCAUCAAGCAAAGGAGUUCAUGUAUGCUUGCAUGAAAUUUGCCGAGGAGCUUACACUUUCGCCAAAUGAAGUUGCAGCAAUGGUUCGUAAAGCCGCAAAUUUAUUACUGACACGCAGUUUCAGUGGUUGCCUUUCCAUGGUAUUUCGCAAUCCAAGUGUAGCGCUCCCACAACUAAUACAAAUUAUAGUUGACACGCAGUAUUUGGAAAAGGCUGGCCCAUUUUUGGAUGAAUUCGUUUGCCAUAUGACCAAUACGGUGAGUAACAUUUCGCAAACACCCUCGGCUAUGUUUCAUGUGGCUCGGCAGGAAGCUGAAAAACAGGUUGGCGUGCGCAUUUGUUCGAAAAUAGAUGAAUUCUUUGAUUUGGCAGCAUACGAUUGGUUACUUAUCGAACCACCAGGCAUUGCAUCCGCUUACAUCACUGACAUGAUUUCUUAUUUGAAGAGUACGUUCGAUAAUUUUGCAUUCAAAUUGCCCGGCAUAGCGCAAACGGCUUGUCGACGUACCUGUGAGCACAUUGCAAACAAAAUUUAUGAUAUACUCUAUGAUGAGGAGGUGAAACAAAUAUCAACUGGUGCACUACAGCAAAUCAAUUUAGAUCUGUUGCAAUGCGAGUUCUUUGCAGCGUCCGAACCUGUACCUGGUUUACGUGAAGGCGAGCUUUCCAAAUAUUUUCUCAAAAAUCGUCAAUUACUGGACCUACUCAUUAUGGAGGAGUGGAGCACUUAUUUACAUGAUUAUGGCAAACAAGAAAAUCGCUAUCAUUUAGUACAUCCACAAUCGAUUAUUGUUAUUUUGGAAAAGAUACGCGAGGCCGAUAAGAAGACCAUGUUUUCGGUAUUGCGUAAAAAUGAUAAAAAGAAGCUCUUGGACACAGUGCUGAAACAAUUGAAACAUCUGACUGAACGACAGAAUUAAACCGUUAAAAACUUUAGACCGAUACCAAUAAUAUAAUUUAUAAAUAUUUUACUAGGAAAUCAAAAA
Bactrocera tryoni is the source of this 2337-nucleotide messenger RNA. It is a transcript of the gene Sec15, whose product is annotated as exocyst complex component 6. NCBI's taxonomy places the organism in Eukaryota, Metazoa, Arthropoda, Insecta, Diptera, Tephritidae. The record is from RefSeq and is a predicted model, not a curated record. The transcript has 3 exons. Gene Ontology annotation, biological process: intracellular protein transport; exocytosis; Golgi to plasma membrane transport. Gene Ontology annotation, cellular component: membrane; exocyst. Bases 1 to 2271 code for a protein of 756 amino acids.